AGAAAACAGAAAAAGAAAUGGGAACGGGGAAGAGAAUACAGAGGAGUUCGUCUUCCUCCCUCUCUCUCGCAUCUUACGAGCUCAAAACUUCCCCAACAAUGGCAACCUCACGCACCCCAGACUUCACAUUUCACUCAAUCUCACUCUUGCUCUCAACGAAACCCCUUUCAAACACUCUCAGCUCUCACAAAAACAAAUCAAACAACAAGCAUGAAGAGAAAGAAAAAGAGUAGGAAAGAAAGGUUCUUACAGGGCGUCGCUGCGGUGGUGGUGAUGGAUGCGAAGAAAACUGGCCUCCAGCUUUAGGGUUUAGGGUUGUUGUCUGGAAUUCCAAAGAAUAUCUUCUGCAAACUACUUUUGAUGCGCUCAGUUGGGAUUGGCCUUUUUGAUGCUUGAUUCGGAAAAGGGUGAUGUGAAUGAUAUGCAACCUUGCUAAUCUCGACCAACUUCUUCUGCCAUGACCAUUUACAUGCAGGUUUGGAUUGGUUGCAAAGUUGUAGGCUCAAAUGACUGUGGUGCUUCUGUUAUUGGCCUGGCAUGCUAUGUUGGACCCUUGUUUAGCUCAACAGGUGAUUGGUGCAGAAUACUUGCAAAGGUUGUUUUGCACUCAGGUCUACUCCAAUUGUUUCACUUGGGCAUGGAAUGUCGCUUGAUGGAUGUUGACGGUUGUUAUGUCCUGCUAUGGUGCAAGUGCACAUUCAUUGGCAUGGUUGUCUUGGUGAUGCAACAUGUUGUGUUGACGGAAAGUUGGUUAUUCCCUUGCCUUGGUAUGCAAUGUUACUGCAGGAUGGUGUUUGUGCAGGGCUGUUAUGGUUUGGUGUGGCAUGAGGUCUCGCUGCAGGGUGAACCAUGAUGAACAACAUGACUGCUUUGAUUUGCUCCUGCUGUGAUGUCUUCAGUAGUUUGGACUGUUCUUACUUGUCAUUGCAGCAACUUCAAAUGGAGUGGUAAUCUGUGUAUCCUGCUUACAUGCA
This is a messenger RNA of Lathyrus oleraceus (garden pea), 974 nucleotides long. RefSeq lists its product as uncharacterized. The transcript is spliced from 7 exons. The coding region runs from base 458 to 853 and encodes 131 amino acids. Lineage: Eukaryota; Viridiplantae; Streptophyta; Magnoliopsida; Fabales; Fabaceae. The record is from RefSeq and is a predicted model, not a curated record.